Molecule: messenger RNA, 2352 nt
Organism: Komagataella phaffii GS115
Lineage: Eukaryota; Fungi; Ascomycota; Pichiomycetes; Pichiales; Pichiaceae
Product: Subunit of the nuclear pore complex (NPC)
Exons: 1
Coding region: 1-2352 (783 amino acids)
Biological process (GO): post-transcriptional tethering of RNA polymerase II gene DNA at nuclear periphery; protein import into nucleus; mRNA export from nucleus
Cellular component (GO): nuclear pore; nuclear pore outer ring
Molecular function (GO): structural constituent of nuclear pore
Source: RefSeq, a predicted model, not a curated record
AUGAAGCCAGAGAAGUUUGAAGGAGAUCAGGAUACAAUUAGAGCCGAUGUCUGGAUUGAGUUUUCGAAAAUUUUGAAAAGGUAUCGCCUGAAACUUGAUAGCGUAGAUUUGUUUGAAAUUGUUUCAGAAUUUAAGCGGGUUUGUUCCGAAACCAUCAUAGAAGCUGAUAGAGAGGGCUUUUCUCCCGAUAUACUUGAGAAUUGGAUUCUGGAAACGAAGUUUUGGAAUUUGGUUGAAAUGCUCAUUAAAUAUAGGUUUUUUGUGGAUUUCGAAAAGACAAACUCCGAUACUGAUGUCAACCCAUAUAGAACAGACCUUUCCGUGAAGGAGCAAAUCAUAUCUGCUAACUCAAACCUAAAAGAACUGAUGGUUAUAAUAUCAUGGUUGACUCAAAACUUCAAUCUGGACCUAGUUGACAGAGAUCCCUUUUUACCGGACUCGAAAGAUUCAGAAUUGCAAGCGAAUAAAUGGUUCCAUACUCGAAUCGAUAUACAAAGUAAUGAAGACAAACCAACAUUAGUAAGACAAUUGGAUGCUGAUGCCCCACUAAGAGGCAAAGAUAAUAACAGAUUGAAUGAAAAAGAUGUUCAGUACGAUUCUAACUUCUUUGAAAGAGUAUUCAGGUUACUUCUUGAAGGUAAUAUCGAUGAAAUUAGCCAGUUGUGCAAAGAAACAAACAACUGGAGUUUUGCAUUGGUCUUAAGGGGUUUGAAGGAUUUCAUUGACCCAGAACUAAAUGGUUCAUUUUCUCGAGAUGAUGAUGAAGAUAUUGGUGUGAAUUCUCAAGAAACAAAAAGAUGUAUCGGUAUAAAGAACAGAAAAUUAUGGAGAAAGACAGUCUACCAACUUUCCUUGAACGAACAAUUGACUGAUAAAGAACGUGGGGUUUAUGGAUACAUGUGUGGAUCUCAUGAAGUACCGGUUAAGCUGACCAAUUCCUGGGACAGGCAACUACUGAUAUAUUGCAACAAUAUCUUACAGCAUGAUAUGGAAAUUGAACUAGAGAGAGUCACAAGACCACUUACCGGUUCUGCCGAUCUACAACUCCCCCUGCCUCCCAAAAAGCACCGUGAUUUAAACGAUACUCUCAAUGCACUAGCCUCUUCUAACAAUCCAUCAAUAAGAGAGCAAAGUCAGCAUUCCAUAAGAGUUUUGAGUGGUUCAUUGAUAACGAAUAGUAUUGGUGAAUUGCUGAAAAACUCCUCUGACUUACUCAAUGAGAUGAUCACGGGUGGAGAUGAAUCCAAGACUGAAGCUGAUCUUAUUAAAGAGUCGUAUCUGCUAAGAAUUUUGGUCCACUUGGCUAUUUUUAUGAGAAUGUUGGACGAUUCUAUUAUUUCUGGGUCUAAUUUAAACAAUCUCAUAAAAGUUUACAUUGCAAGGUUGUCUUUAUACAAGCAAUAUGACUCGAUACCAGUUUAUAUAUCUUUCAUUUCCACCCAUGCUGAUACAAUAGAGACUUACACCUUUAUUCUAUCUAGCAUGAUCACAGAUAAAGCAGAUAGAUUGAAGCAGUUGAAGGAAAUGCGGGAACUUGAACUUCCUCUAGAAACAAUUGUUAAAAGAACAGUUCAAAGAGUGUUUGAGGCCACCGAGUACCUGUAUUCGAAUCAUACUGAAAUUAUCAUCAGUGCAGAUGUUAGCCACAUUGACUACAAGCUCAUGCAUACAUUUGAUUGGUUCGUCGACGCUGAUAUGAGUUAUGAAGCUCUAGAUGCGAUUAUUGUCUUGAUGAGACGGUUUUUGUUGAACGGAAAAGUUGCAGCACUAGUAGAGCUACAUGAGCACAUUGCCAUCCAGAAAAUUUUGGACGACUACAAGCUGCGAGAUGAAGUAUGGAAGAACCACGGAAGCGACUUGGCGCUGAAUCUAACUACAAUACCUGAGUAUAAGCUUAUGGAGGUUUCCCAAUAUUUGAAGCUGGUUCAAAUUUCAAAACAGUUACAUGAGUACGAAUACCAGGGAACUUUAGAGGAACCUUCCAGAUCCGUUAACUUAAUCAACAGUCUUACCAACAAUCUAAAACAGAUCAUCUUAUCUUUCCUAGAAGGGUUAUACAACCCACCUGCUGAAAGCGAGGUGAGUCCGGAGGAUAAACUUAUGUACCAGGAACUCAGAGAACUUUACAUCCCAAUUUGGAUAGAUACAUUGUUUGAUAUAUUGGUCGAGAAUCGUAAAAUCAGCACAGUUUAUGUCAAAGAGGCUGCCGAUGUCGUCAAUCUUAUUGCCGAUGAAACCAACAAGUUCUAUUACAUGCUUUUGAAGGUCGGAAAGCUAGAACCAUUCCUACAAAAGUUUGCUUUGAUCACCACAGAUAUAUUUGAUGAUUAUGAAGAUGGUAUCUUUGUCUAA